AUGUCCGACUCUGAAGAGAAAAUUUCCAUCACUACCCCUCAAGAACAGAAUCUUGAGGCGGUCACAUCGAAACCUUUGACCUUGCAUGACCUAACUUCAAAUCCUCUAGAAGCUAGUGUCCCAUUUUCUAUCGAUAAUCCACACCAUCCUUACCAUUGGUCCUUGUGGAAAAAAUACGCAAUUACUGUUGCAUACUGUUCAUUACAAGUUUUCAUCACUUUAACUUCCACAUCUUAUGUUGCAGCCGAAUAUGAGGUGCAAGAAAAAUACAAUGUUAAUGCCCAAGUGGCAACUUUAGGACAAUCGUUAUUCAUUAUCGGUACUGCCGUUGGUCCUGCAUUCAUGGGUCCGUUAUCCGAUCUUAUUGGUAGAAAAUGGAUCUAUGUGUUUUCCACAUUUUUAUAUGUAAUUUUCAAUUUUGGUUGUGCUUGGCCAACAGGUAUGGCCAUGAUUGCCAUUUUUAUGUUUUUGAUUGGUGUCUGUGGUUCAACUGCAUUGUCCAACGUUGCAGGUUCAAUUGGUGAUAUGUUUGGUGGAUCCGAUGGAGCAUCUCAGCCAAUGUCCUUGUUUGUCUUUUCUGCUAAUGCCGGCCCUUCCAUUGGUGGUAUAGUUGGUGAAGCUAUUAUGGAAAGAUCAACCCUUGGUUACAAAUGGAUCUUUAUUAUUAAUAUCAUUAUUGGUGCAGCUUUUACUGUUUUCCUUUGCCUUGUUCCUGAAACUUUACCAAGAAUCGUCAUUGAGGAACAAACCGCUUUAGAAGGUAGAGAUUCUCCAAACGUCAUUCUUAGAGAAUUUGGUUACAUGAAGGACCGUUUGUUUGGUAGAACUCCAUCUUACCAAAUCCUAUAUGAAGAAAAAUUAGCUCAAGAAGGUGGCGAAGCCAUUGUUGUUGAAAAAGUCUCAACUUUGAAUGAAAUCAAAUUUAUCACCUUGCAAGCAUUGAAGAUGAUGGUCACCGAACCAAUCAUUAUUUGUAUGGGAUUGUUUAAUGGUUUUGCUUAUGGUAUUUUGUUCCUUUACAUGGAUGGUAUCUUUGAUGUUUUCGUUUACAACAAUGGCUUGUCUGCAAUCGCUGCAGAAUGUACCUAUUUGAACUUUGUUGUUGGUGUCUCCAUUGUCGUUGCCGUUCAACCCAUACAAACUUGGUUAUUCAAGAGAGAUAGAAGAAACAAUGGUGGCGUUGCUAGACCAGAAGCUAGAUUUUUACUUUCCUUGGUUACUGUCUGGGGAUUCCCAUUGGGUCUUUUCUGGUUUGGUUUCACCUCUAAUGGUAAGACUAACUACUGGUCUCCAAUCAUUGCCGGUUUAGUUCUUGCAGUUGCUGAUCCAUUAUUGUGGUUAGCAAUGUUGUCUUAUAUCAUUGAUUCCUAUUCCGCUGCAGGUUUAUCAAAUUCUGCCAUUGCUGCAUUUACAAUUCCUUCAUUUACAAUUGCCGCAGCUCUUGCGCAUGCCGGUGUUGCUAUGUUCGAAAACAUGUCCACCACAUGGGCUAUGGCUACCCUUGGUUUCAUCUCUUUAGGUAUUGUUGCAUUGGUCUACAUUCUUUACUUCUUUGGUCGUAAGGUUAGAGCUGCUUCUUCAUUGGCUAAAUUCUCAGUCUGA
Pichia kudriavzevii is the source of this 1602-nucleotide messenger RNA. RefSeq lists its product as uncharacterized. NCBI's taxonomy places the organism in Eukaryota, Fungi, Ascomycota, Pichiomycetes, Pichiales, Pichiaceae. The coding region runs from base 1 to 1602 and encodes 533 amino acids. The transcript has a single exon. Gene Ontology annotation, cellular component: membrane. The record is from RefSeq and is a predicted model, not a curated record. Gene Ontology annotation, molecular function: transmembrane transporter activity. Gene Ontology annotation, biological process: transmembrane transport.